GCCACGCCUCCGUUAAAAGGCCAUUCUUCUGACCCAUUUAGUUUAGCUAACAUCAUCUUUCGCCAUGAGGACAAAUUUUCGGUUAGGAUUUUGGGAACAACAAUGAAAGAGCGGAGAGAAGGGACUGGGUAGUAGUAAAGAAUCUUUGGCUGAGGAGGGGAGGCCUUGCACCUGUCUUUCUAUGACAUAUCUAGCGCAGUAGCUGAAUCACACAAGCGGGGGGAGACAGUCGCGCGUGUUUCGUAUACCACAGUGGUAGCUAGUUAGCUACAUGCAACCAUGACUUCUGCAUAUAGUCUUGAAUACCAUCCGGAUAUGAAAGCCGAUAGUCGAUUGCUGGGUUCUUGUGAUACCAUCAACAGCACUGGCAACAACAUGAAUGGGUCUUUAGAGCAUUUGGACCAGCCCGAUCCAGACACAAUCAAGAUGUUUGUUGGGCAGAUCCCGCGGUCCUGGACAGAAACAGAGCUGAAGGAAUUGUUUGAGCCUUUUGGUGCCAUUCACCAAAUUAACAUUCUUCGCGAUCGCACUCAGAACCCGCCCCAGAGCAAAGGUUGCUGCUUUGUUACAUUUUAUACUAGAAAGGCAGCUCUGGAGGCCCAGAAUGCAUUGCAUAACAUAAAAACCUUAGCUGGGAUGCAUCAUCCCAUUCAGAUGAAGCCUGCAGACACCGACAAAACAAAUGCAGCUGUGGAGGACCGCAAACUCUUCAUCGGCAUGGUGGCCAAAAAGUAUGGCGAGAAUGAGGUGCGGAUGAUGUUCUCCCCAUUCGGACAGAUAGAAGAAUGUCGGAUUUUGCGUGGACCUGAUGGUACAAGCCGAGGCUGUGCAUUUGUUACGUUUUCUACCAGGGCAAUGGCACAGAAUGCAAUCAAAACCAUGCAUCACUCUCAGACUAUGGAGGGCUGCUCCUCUCCCAUGGUGGUGAAAUUCGCAGACACCCAAAAGGACAAGGAGCAGCGGCGCCUGCAGCAGCAGCUGCAGCAGAUGCAGCAGCUCAACAGCACCUCCUCCUGGGGGAACCUCUCAGGCCUGGGCGGCCUCACUCCACAAUACCUUGCAUUGCUCCAGCAGGCAGCAGCCUCCUCCAGUAGCCUUGGUUCGUUCAGUGGCGUGCAGCAGCUUGGUGGUAUGAGUGCCAUGCAGCUGCAGAACCUUGCCACGAUAGCUGCAGCAGCUGCCGCUGCUCAGACGUCCAACCCCUCCAGCGCAAUGUCGUCCUCCACCAACGGAGGUGGCCUUGGGAGUCUGGCUAGCCAAGGUGCCGCAGGCAACUCUAGUGCUAUGAGCUCUCUGGCUUCUUUGGGAGCCCUUCAGGGCCUUACAGGGGCAUCCGUUGGGCUCGGCAGCCUAAACGCCCUCCAGGGAAAUGUCAACAGUAUGGCUGCCCUUAAUGGUGGACUGGGCAGUACAAGUCUAAACAACGGGUCAGCAGGUACAAUGGAUGCCCUUACCCAGGCGUACUCAGGGAUGCAGCAGUACACUGCCUCUGCCCUGCCUUCUCUCUACAACCAGUCUCUGCUGCAGCAGGGUGCUGCAGGAAGCCAGAAGGAGGGGCCUGAAGGGGCCAACCUCUUCAUCUACCACCUGCCACAGGAGUUUGGGGACCAGGACGUCCUACAGAUGUUUAUGCCUUUUGGAAAUGUGGUAUCUGCCAAAGUCUUCAUCGACAAACAGACCAAUCUAAGCAAGUGCUUUGGAUUUGUCAGCUAUGACAACCCAGUAUCAGCGCAGGCAGCCAUCCAGUCCAUGAACGGCUUCCAGAUCGGCAUGAAGAGGCUGAAGGUGCAGCUGAAACGAUCCAAGAAUGACAGCAAGCCCUACUGAUGUCAGCUGGGGUUCUCAACCCCUUGCUGUCAAGUUAGCACUGCAAGG
Messenger RNA from Alosa sapidissima (American shad), 1875 nucleotides. Its product is annotated as CUGBP Elav-like family member 2. Gene Ontology annotation, biological process: regulation of alternative mRNA splicing, via spliceosome; mRNA splice site recognition. The coding region runs from base 280 to 1827 and encodes 515 amino acids. Gene Ontology annotation, cellular component: cytoplasm; ribonucleoprotein complex; nucleus. Lineage: Eukaryota; Metazoa; Chordata; Actinopteri; Clupeiformes; Clupeidae. Gene Ontology annotation, molecular function: mRNA 3'-UTR binding. The record is from RefSeq and is a predicted model, not a curated record. The transcript has 13 exons.